AUGAUUCAAUAUUUAAAUUUGAUUGAUUCACUAAAUUUUGCGACUGGUGAUUCUGAUAAAAUUGAGUGUGAUUCAAUUGGUUCGAAGGUUGUUGAUGUCCAAAAAUUCUUGGUAUAUUUUGAUUUUGCUGAGGAAGUAAUUGUUGCUGCUGAACAGUGUGAGGAUGCGGAUGCAAAGUUGACGGAUUUGGUAGUAAUCCAAGUUGUGCUCCCUCAUUUUGUGAUAAAUUUAUAUGAGGGUGAACAGUGUUGUACGGUAUGUGUUGGUGACUUAAAUGUCGGACCAGGUCAUUUAAUGCAAAAUUCGAUGGAUGUUUAUGUCCAAAAUUAUUUGGGGUUUCAUUAUUCUGUAGAGGAGGUAUUUGUUUAUGUUGCCGAUCAUUUCCAUGAAAUGGAUGCACAGUUGAAGGAUUUUGUUGAAAUUCAGUGUGUGCUCCCUCAUUCUGUGUUAAACUCAUUUGAUGGAAAACAUGGUUGUUUGUUGUAUGUUGAUCAAUUAAAUGCCCAGCACCUUGUAAAUUUACAUUUAAGUUUGAUUUUUUGA
This is a messenger RNA of Meloidogyne enterolobii, 543 nucleotides long. The record is from the annotation of a GenBank genome assembly. NCBI's taxonomy places the organism in Eukaryota, Metazoa, Nematoda, Chromadorea, Rhabditida, Meloidogynidae.